This is a messenger RNA of Daphnia pulex (common water flea), 2133 nucleotides long. RefSeq names its product leucine-rich repeat protein 1-like. Lineage: Eukaryota; Metazoa; Arthropoda; Branchiopoda; Diplostraca; Daphniidae. The transcript has 6 exons. Gene Ontology annotation, molecular function: protein binding. The record is from RefSeq and is a predicted model, not a curated record. The coding region runs from base 847 to 2064 and encodes 405 amino acids.
CAGUUUUUUGGAUGCGGACGUGUUCGUUUAUUCUAGGUCUAGCACUUCGUAACGUAAGCAGUAUGAAAAUGACUCGGAAAAUGAGUUUCUCGAGAAUCGAGAGUCACUGCAAGAGGCCGGGCAGCUAAAAGCUAAUCAUAUGUAAAGGCUGUUUCGCGAUUCCACUUUUUAUUUCACAUUACUAAGCUUCACAAACUUUCAAGAUAAUCUAUUCAAUCUGUGUGUUAUUACAUACCGGCUCUUGAGUCCGGAAUUUGAUUUGACGACGUGAACCGCUCAAGGAAAUAUUAAAAUCAUUUUUCAAGUGAAAAAGCAAAUACGAAAGGGAGUACGAUCGAUAACUACAACAUUCAGCCACAUUCAGUUGAGACUUUUUUUUUGGGGGGGGGGGGGACACAAACAUGCACGUACUGUACAACUCUGUUUGCGGAUAUUUGUUGACUAUCUAAUCAAUUCAAGGCUGGCUUGGCGCGCGACUCCGCUCUUUAUUUUAAAAAUCUAGACCAUUCUUCUUGUUCGAUUUAUGUCGAAUAAAAUAAAACAUUUACAAAUAAAACAUUUUCGUUAGUUUGUCAUUCGUUUUUUCUAGCAGUUUCUGGCGUUAUUUUUCUUUCUAAAUAUUUUCACCGACUCUUCUUCACCGAAAGAAAAGGCUUCAGACUUGAAAUCCGACUCCUACAGCAGCAGACUACCGAAUUUUCGGCUUGGCGCCAAACAUUGACGAAUAAGCGCUGCGUCCUGCGUCCUUCCAACUGCAACAAUAAUUUAACUAUAUUUUAUCCAACAUACAACAGCUCUUUUAAUGUGUUUUUUCUUAUACUUUGGAAAGCAGAUUUUCUUACCAAGAUGCAAUUAAAUUGUAAAGUCAAUGUGGUGAAUCGCCUGCUUCCUUCAGCUGGACAAUCGGGUCCUAGUCGAUUGGUCUGGUCAAACGUAACACUUACUGAAAACAAAGCUUCCGUCAUCGAAUUAUCUUUAGCCACUUCCCGUAACAAGACCGGGAUGAAAUAUAAAGUUACAAACAACAUUGAACAAAUCUUUUCCAAGUUCGUUAGCCAAGGGAAACUCACACUUAGGUUUCGACAACCAGCUCAUGACUUGUGCCUCAGUGGAGAAGUCAGACACAUGGAGAAAAUUCUUGCAAUUAUAAAGGGAGAAGAUUCACAACUGAAAAAGGGAACUCUUUGUCCUCUUUUGUCAAAUCGUGCCAACAAAGUAGUGAUACCAAAAACAAAGCUGAAUAUUUUAUCUCGUGCAGAUUAUCCAGUAACCACAAGUUUUCCUGAUACACUGACCAGCUUAAAAAUAAGUGGAAUAGCCCUGAAAAAGUUCGACAGAAGGCUUCUCCACCUCAAGGCACUUGAAGUCUUGGAUCUCUCCAGUAAUCAAAUUAGUAUUCUACCUGAAUCCAUCCACACUCUAGCAAAACUAAAACAGUUACAUCUUAACCACAAUGAGAUCAAAGUACUUCCAUCAACAUUCGUCAAUUCUACAAGAGUUAUCUGCUUAGAUAUAAGCCAUAAUCAAUUAGUCAUGAUUCCUAGCUGCAUUUCUCGAGUAUCUGGGCUCCAAAUAUUAAAAUUAGACCAUAACAAACUUAGGAGCCUACCCUCAACCAUUUCUAAGUUACGGAGUUUAAGAACUCUGACUGUGUCCUCAAAUGAAAUCCGAACAUUGCCGGAAUCUUUUCAAACCCUUGCUCUUGAUCACAUUGACGUCUUUGGAAAUCCCUUUGAAAAAAUAGAACAGGAAAUAGCGCUAAAUCCUGAAAGUCUGAAUCUCAAAGUCCCAACACUACGGGCCAUCUCCGCGAAAUCAACCAUUAAGUUCAAGCUAAAGUAUAGCGAAGAAGAUAUCCCCGCCACACUCAUUACUUAUCUCCAUGAAAGCUCCACUACCUGUCCAUGUGGAAAGCUAUGUAUCGACGAUGGAUUACCAGCAGAAGGCGAGAUAAAUCUUUUAAAAGUUUCUGGCAGUGUUACUGGGGACAAAAUUGUGCCAAUGAAAAUGACUCUUUGUACCAUUGCUUGCUUUCAACGAUUUUCUUCUAAAGUGGUAUCGUAAACUCAUCGUUGGAUUCAGCCGUGUUUUAUUCAAAAUUCAAACUAGAAUACAACUAUGUUAAUGUAUAAA